AAUAAAAUAAUUAAAACCCGGAAACUUCCGGUGUUCGGACACAGUCACCUGACCGAACAAGUGACAGAAGUUUGGGCAGCAGGUCAACUUUUGUUAGUUAACAGAACCAGAACCGAGUGUUAUAAUGCGUGGGUUGAUUUGUGGACCAAAACUCGCCGCGUGUGGGAUUGUGUUGAGCACGUGGGGGGUUAUAAUGCUGGCCAUGCUGGGGAUUUUCUUCACCACACAUUCAGCAGUGCUGAUUGAAGAUGUUCCUUUUAAAGAUCAAGACAUCCACCAAGAUGUCAACCCUCCUCAGAGGAUCUACGCCCUGUACAACCAGGUGGGCUACAACUGCUUCAUAGCAGCUGCUUUCUACAUCCUGUUUGGAUUCUUCUCCUGCUGCCAGAUGAAGCUCAACAAGCGGAAGGAGUACCUGGUGCACUAGUGCCCCCCCGCUGGACGGAGGAGCUCCCAGCAGCACUCUGGCAGCAGGAGGCCACGUUCAGGAGCUCGCAGCUCUUCUCUAAUCACUGACUUCUGUCUCAGGGUUUAAAAUUCCUAAUCCUAAACUACAGUGGAGGGGGGGACUGGCCGCUGUGUUGGGAGAAGAUCGACGUUCUGCACCUUCAUGUAUUCAAGAGGAGAUUAAUUCUACCUCUGAUCACAAGUGAUGCAAUGAUUUGAUUGUGGUGGUAAAAACUACCCACUGAAAUGCUAAUAGCUGUUGUUCUCCAGAGUCUCAGUGAUUAUUCUUGUUAACAUUUUUUUUUUUUAAAUAUAUACUGUAAUGUACAAUAGAAUGUAUUUUUUGAUUAUGGCCAGUAUCAGUGUUUGGAAUGUUAGAAUGUCAUUAGAUCUAGUUCUUUAGUUUCAGUGGACUUUUGUCUGUACAGUGCCUCAGAGAAUCGUGUUUUGAAUGGUUGUCUUUAUUCAAAUGUCCAAGGGUGUAGUCCAGCAUUCAUUUCAAACAUUAAAGACAUGUGGAGUUAA
Molecule: messenger RNA, 972 nt
Organism: Perca flavescens (yellow perch)
Lineage: Eukaryota; Metazoa; Chordata; Actinopteri; Perciformes; Percidae
Gene: rnaseka
Product: ribonuclease, RNase K a
Exons: 4
Coding region: 125-427 (100 amino acids)
Biological process (GO): nucleic acid metabolic process
Molecular function (GO): RNA endonuclease activity
Source: RefSeq, a predicted model, not a curated record